Grosmannia clavigera kw1407 is the source of this 729-nucleotide messenger RNA. RefSeq lists its product as uncharacterized. The record is from RefSeq and is a predicted model, not a curated record. The transcript is spliced from 3 exons. Bases 1 to 729 code for a protein of 242 amino acids. Lineage: Eukaryota; Fungi; Ascomycota; Sordariomycetes; Ophiostomatales; Ophiostomataceae. Gene Ontology annotation, molecular function: oxidoreductase activity.
AUGGCUUCUGCAAAGCUUACAGCGCUUCUAUCCUUUCUCUCCGACAUACCUCGAUAUAGGACUGAAAAGCCAUUUUAUGAACUUCGUCGACCUCCUGCUGGAUUUGAUUACGAAACAGCUACUGAAGCCGAGCUGGAAAGUCUCGCCAAAAAAGACAAUCUCGAGUUCUCCGAACAAGAUGUGCCUAUUGGUAAUAUCCGUGGAAGGGAAGCUAACUUCCGUCUGGAGACCUGCGGCUUUGAGAUUGUGCAUCAUGCCUCCCGGCUGACAGACCGGCUCAUGAUGUCCGCAGAAGCCAUCCAAGCUUACAAGAACGAGACGGAGGAACUCUUGCAAAAGAGGCUAACAGGUCCAAGCACAUGGCGCGGUCUGAUUCCAGAGAUAGAAGAUAACCCUCUCGCUGUCUGCGACUACCGAACGGUAGACAAUGGCGAUCUGAUCGCAGGAGAUCGACUUAUUCCUACCAGGAUUGGCGAGAUUUACUACGUCCGGCACAACCGCAAUCAGAAGUGGUACUGGCUCGAGAAGAUGAAGCCAGACGAACCCUUCCUCAUGAUUAUGUACGACUCGGAUGGGGGAAAAGGCGCCUUAUUGUGCCCCCAUAUCUCCUUUCAAAAUCCUGAAGCCCCGGAAACGGCCCAGGAACGAGUUAGCAUUGAGACUAGGACCAUUGUUAUCACAAGGAGGGAAGAGGAGCGCCUCUUGAGCGACCACAUAUCCUCCUGCUGA